This is a messenger RNA of Octodon degus (degu), 1124 nucleotides long. It is a transcript of the gene C1qb, whose product is annotated as complement C1q B chain. The record is from RefSeq and is a predicted model, not a curated record. Lineage: Eukaryota; Metazoa; Chordata; Mammalia; Rodentia; Octodontidae. Gene Ontology annotation, molecular function: protein binding. Bases 191 to 952 code for a protein of 253 amino acids. The transcript is spliced from 3 exons.
GGCAGUAGGGUGACAGGGAGGGGUCCAGCCCGCUGGAUCCACAGGAGGGGACUGCCCGGGGAAAGCCCUCUCUGCCUGUGGGGAACGAAACCUUCUGUAGACGGGUAGCAGCACUUCUGGCCCCUGGUCCCACUGCUGCCAGGCCCGUGGCAUCACAGGACACAAGGUCCCAGGAAGCAGCUGAGAUAGCAUGGCAAUGAAGAUCCCACGGGGCACCAUCUCAGAGCUGCUCCUGCUGCUGCUUUUAGCUCUGUUCCACAUCUCUUGGGCCCAGAGCAGCUGUGUGGGGCCCCAAGCCAUCCCUGGCAUCCCAGGCAUCCCUGGGGUUCCUGGAUCUGAUGGACAACCCGGGACUCCAGGAACAAAAGGGGAGAAAGGGCCCCCAGGGCUAGCUGGAGACCAUGGUGAGUUUGGCGAGAAGGGCGAACCAGGGAUUCCUGGCAAUCCAGGAAAAGUUGGCCCCAAAGGCCCCGUCGGCCCUAAAGGUCCUCCAGGCUUCCCUGGAGUCCCUGGUCCCAAGGGUGAAUCAGGAGACUACAAGGCCACGCAGAAAGUGGCCUUUUCUGCCUUGAAGACCCUCAACACUCCCAUAAGACCAAAGCAAGCCAUCCGCUUUGACAGCGUGAUCACCAACGUGAAUGGGAGCUAUGAGCCUCGCAGUGGCAAGUUCACAUGCAGGGUGCCGGGGCUCUACUACUUCACCUAUCAUGCCAGCUCUCGUGGGAAUCUGUGUGUGAAUCUCAUGCGGGGCCGAGAGCAGCCAAAGAAGGUGGUUACCUUCUGUGACUAUGUCCACAAUGCCUUCCAGGUCGCCACGGGCAGUGUGGUCCUCAAGCUGGACAGGGAGGAAAUGGUCUACCUAGAGGCCACCACCCAGAACUCCCUGCUGGGCCGAGAGGGGGCCAACAGCAUCUUCUCAGGCUUCCUCCUCUUCCCCGAUGUGGAUGUGUGACUUGCCAGGCAGAGUCAGGGUUACAUCCGUUCACGGCCGUCGAAUGCUUCCCCUGCUGGUCAUGCCUACUUUCCCCCUGUCUGACCAAGCACAGAAUAGAGCUCUGUGAAUGGUGGGCAAUGAAUGAGUCAAUAAACUCUUAGAAGCCUAAAGAUAGUGUCUAACUCAACUC